AUGUCGUUGGAGAUUUUAGCUCAAGAAAAAGUGUGGCUCGAUAAAUCGAAAUUUGCUGAUGCAGAACGUGUGUAUUAUGAAAAACUAUCAAAGAAUAAGGCGGAAAAAACUAUUACUAGUGGUGGUAAUUCAUGUGCUACGACAAUAUCAAAUACCGGUUGUGAGGCCCCUCGCAAGAAUGUGCUGAUAGCUGAAAUUGAAAAGGUUCGUCAAUAUUUGCGCGAGAAAGUUCUAAGUAUUGAUGCAAUUGAUGAAUCUUCUGUCAUUUGUUCAAGGGAUACUGAAAGUUCCAAUACAAUCAAUGCUAUUACUGAUUUGAAAAAUGCUUUUCAAAAAUUGGAAAUCCGUGUUAGUGUGUUGGAAGGAAAAUCUCCAAGUAGUUCAUCAAGUAAUUCAAGUUCAUUAAAUCAAGAUAUUGAACAAUUACAAAGUCUUAUGGUACAGUUAGAAGCUCGUGUUAAAUCAUUGGAAACCCAAAAAGCAGCACAGUCUCCUUCUAAACCGGAAGAAAAAGAAACACCUAAAAAAAAUGACGAGGAAGAUGAUGAUGUAGAUUUGUUUGGAUCAGAAUCUGAAGAAGAAACUGAAGAGGCAGCAAAACUUAAAGCCCAGAGGGUAGCUGAAUAUUCUGCUCGGAAAUCUAAGAAGCCAACUCUUAUUGCAAAGUCAAACAUAAUAUUGGAUGUUAAACCAUGGGACGAUGAAACUGAUAUGAAGGAAUUGGAAAAGGCAGUGCGUAAAGUUGCUACUGACGGUUUACUGUGGGGAGCAUCUAAGCUGGUUCCGUUAGCUUAUGGGAUACAUAAGCUUCAAAUUAGUUGUGUUGUUGAAGACGAAAAAGUAUCAAUUGAUUGGUUACAAGAGACAUUACAAGAAAUCGAAGACUUUAUACAAAGUGUUGAUAUUGCAGCUUUCAACAAAAUUUAA
Molecule: messenger RNA, 927 nt
Organism: Macrosiphum euphorbiae (potato aphid)
Lineage: Eukaryota; Metazoa; Arthropoda; Insecta; Hemiptera; Aphididae
Source: the annotation of a GenBank genome assembly